AUGAAGAUUCAUAAUCACUUUUGUGCAAUUUUCUAUCUUACAUUUCUAGUGAAUCUGACAGAGUGGAUCAAAUGAGCAACAACUUUAGAGAAUUGGGACCUCUCUGUAACUGUUGGUGGACCAGGAAAUUUAUACUCUUCAAGCGGAGGAGCUGCUUUUCAGAGAUUUUAUGCCCAGAGAGGAACUCCUGCACAUAUAGCUGAUACCAAUUCUCAAGGGUUCAUCUUCCAAAGAACUGGAUCAGAUGCUUGCACUCCUUCAGAUGCAUCUUAUAAUACAGGAAUUAUAAGCGUCAGCCUAUAUGUUUAUAUCAAAGAUCUGGAAUCAAAGCAGUAUCUUUAUUGUAGAUCCCAUCAAUCUGGCACUGAUUUUGAUAGAGGCUUCUGAGCAGGAAUUGAGAAUGGAAGAUUCUUUGCAGAAAUAAAUUCUGCUGGAGUUUUUCCAUAUGGAGGUGACUAUGUUGAAACACAGUUUCUUGGAGCUAAUUAUGCGAAAGGAUGGAAUAUGGUAGGAAUCUAUAGUGGCCCAGCAGGAACAAGCAUUAAUAAUGUAAUGUUUAAUGGUACAGGAUCUUCUGCCGGCCCAGUCCUACAUACAUCAGGACAAUUUAUUGAUGAUGAUGCUCUUGUAAACUGAAUUGGAGGAAGAAGAACAUCGACAACAGCAGCAAGAGAUUCUUUAAGAGGGAUGAUACAUGGAGUUACAAUCUACUCAGACCAAGUUUUACCUGCUGAUUUGUAUGCUGCCGUUUCAUUAGCAUGAAAUGCUCCUUGAUCAAUAUGACCUGCUGCUUCUGCUCCAACUUGUCUUGAAUAUGUUAAUAAUGCAUUAAUUGCUAGUUGGGAUUUUACUCAAGGUACCUAUGUUACAAAUAUACCUGAUACAGGUCCAAAUGGACUAGAUCAAGUUCUUCAAGAUGAUCAUUCUAUUACUGGGUAUGAUCCUAUUUUUGUUGAUAACCAAGGUCUCUACUUUGAUGGAACCUCAAAUGUGAGAACCGCGGGAACAUGGACUCAAGAUGAAGUAAGAUCCAUAACUGUAGAAGGCUGGAUCAGACCUUUUGAAUCUACUUUAACUGGGAAAUUGUUUUCUUUUGAGUCUGCGCCUAAUACUGAUGAGUUUUCUAUAAACCUGAAAGAGAACACAUAUGAAGUAAAAUUUGGGACAACCUCUGUUUCUGUUCCUUUUUCUUCUUAUUCUGCUACUGAUGUAAAUGUUUGGCAAUAUUUUGGAGUAAGUGUUCAAAGAAUUGGAGAUGCUGAAUCAGAAGUUUGUGCUGUGUUCGGAACUGGAACUGAGGCUUGAGCAACUGUUCCAGCUUUUCUGAACGUUGGGCCAGACAAUCUUCAAGUAGGCAGUGAUUUUAAUGGUAUGAUAAAAGACAUGAGAGUUCUUGAUUGGCCAAAAACUGCAGCUGAAUUUACUCAUUCUUAUCAAACUGGAUGAGUAGCAUUUCGCGGAACUGCAUGAACACAUUGCAAAUAUGAUACUAAUUUAUGAGAUAAUACAUGAGAUAAAGACACUUAUGGAGCUAAUUGAGAUCCUUGUCUAUCCCCUUUUUGUACUUCAUGUUAUGGAAACACAUAUACCCAAUGUUUUGAGUGAUCUGGAGCCUAUACCUUCACUUUUGCAGGACAAAGCUGAGAUCCAGUUUGUGGAAAUGGGCUUGUAGAAACUGCAGCAGGAGAAGCAUGAGAUGACGGUAAUUCUAAUGACAAUGAUGGUUGCUCUUCUGCUUGUGUUGUUGAGCCCAACUGGACAUGAAAUAACCCAAGCGCAAAUGCACCCUCUAUAUGAGCCAGAGCUUGCACUCCUGGAAACUAUUACGGUUAUCAUGAAUGAAAUGAUGGUAAUGGAGCUGAUGGAGACGGUUGAGAUUCCACCUGUAAAAUUGAAAGAGGUUGGAUGUGAAUUGAUGGUACCAACACAGCACCAGAUAUUUGCAAUGAAUUAUGAGGAGACGGAAUAAAUCUUGGAAAUCUUCCAUGAGAUGAUGGAAAUAGCAUAGAUGGAGAUGGAUGUAGUGCAGCUUGUGAUAUUGAAAAUAUAUUCCUUUGUUCUAGUGGAAAUCCACUUGCUCCAGAUCACUGACAUGAAUGGUGCGGAGAUGGCUUCAGGUUUGAAAAUCCUUGGCUUUAUAAUCCUCGAAGAAAUUUGUUCAGGCUUCAAGAAGUAACAUGAGAUGACGCAAACUUAAGAUCUGGAGAAGGAUGUGAUGGGAAAUGUAGGAUAGAAGAAGGGUUCACAUGAGCGGGAGGAAAUGCUACUCAUCCAGAUGUAUGUAAAGAAGAAUGAGGUGAUAGAAGACAUUUCUAUUAUGACCAAUGAGACGAUGGUAAUCUAGAUGCUAACGAUGGAUGUGAUGCUAACUGAUUUAUUGAAAGUGGCUGGGAAUGUUUAGAUGGUUCACCUGAUAACGUGACAUCUUGCCAAGAAUUAUGUGGAGAUUACAGAAACAGAGGAUGGCAUACCUGCGAUGAUGGAAAUGUAGUUGAUGGUGAUGGAUGAAGCUCGACGUGACACACAGAAUCAAAGUGGAGAUGUACAGGAGGAGAUAAAGAAGUAGGAGAUAAAUGUAACGAAUUGUGUGGUGAUGGUAAAAAUGAUGGUAACCUCCCUUGAGACGAUUAUAAUCUCCUAGUAGGAGAUGGAUGUGAUGCAUCAUGACAGAUUGAAGUAGGCUGGAAUUGAUCAGGAGGAUCAGCAACUGCUAUGGACACUUGAAUUGAAAUUUGUGGAGAUGGACUAAUGAAAGGAAUGUGGGCAUGAGAUGAUGGUAAUUUAAGAGAUGGAGAUGGCUGAAGUGCAGUUUGAACAAUUGAAAAGGGUUGGAUGUGUCGCGAAGGAGAUCCUGCCUAUUGCUACAAAAAUUUGAGACCAUGGAUCACUAAUUAUUGGAUAACUCAGAAUAGCUCGUUCAUCUAUUUUGAAUUCAAUACAACAGUGAAAUUAGCGACUCAUUGGGAACAGGGGAUUAGUUGGGACCUAAAGUUGGAAGGUCCUUUAGAUGAAUAUAAAUAUUCUUGGACAGUUAUAAAUGCUACAGAGCAUAAGAAAGUGCCAACCAGCGGGUUCUUUAUCUAUAUUGACUAUCCAGAUCAGCUAUUUGAUUAUGACUUUGAAAAUAUAACUUUAUAUUUCAAUGACUCUAGCUCUGUAAUUGACUCGACCAAUGAAUUUGAAAUGGUCGAUCAAGCUAUACAAUUUUAUCUCCAUGGAAAGGAAAGAGAUGUUCCAAUAGAAGAUUGGAUCGGAAUUUCCCUAUUUGCUGUUGGAUAUGCUACAUUGAUUGGAUUUACAGUUGGUCUUAUUUUUCUAGGGUUCCCUGGCUGGACAAUGAUAGAUAUAAUUUGUGCUCUUCAAUUAGUUCAUUUAAUACCAGUUGCUAGAUUGUAUAUUCCAACAGUGCUGUUAAGAUUUUUCCAGAUAUUCAAAUAUUGUAACUUUGAACAUAUUGCUUUCGGACAAUGGAAGUUUACAAGAGCAAUUGAUAGGGAUGGAUUCACAAAGAAUGAUUCUCCUAUAAAUUAUAAUUUUCUGAAGAUGGGAUAUGAUAAUAAAGCAUUCUUUUCAUUAACAAUUGAUGUAUGGUUUUUCAUGACAAUGGCUUGAUUCAUCCCGGCCCUUCUAAGUGUAUAUGCUACAAUUUUGCCAAAGAAUAAAUUUGCAAGAAAUAUCCAGAGUAGCACAUUAGGGUCUUUCUUCAGUCUUUUGAUCAUUAUCUCGAUGUGUAAACUAACUUUUGCUGCAGUAAUGAACUACAGAUUUUUUAACGUUGAAACAACGAGUGAGGCAGUCGGAUCAAUUGGUUCCGUAAUUUAUCUGAUUUUCUUAGCAACUGUGUUUAUGUUUCUUUGGGCAAUGGCUUUAUAUUAUUGGGAUGAAAUUUCAAAAUCAAAAAGUAGAGAUGAAGAAAUCGAAGAUAUAAGGAAGAAAAAUUGGAAAGGAACUCAUUUAUUUUAUCAAUAUAGAACAGAUCACUUUUUCCACUAUUGCUACCCUCUCUACUUUAUUAUGAGAAGAUUCUUUAUGUCGGUAAUAUUUGUGUAUUGGCAUGACCAAAGUUACUAUCAGCUUCUUUUUCUUUCAAUGUUAUCUGUAUUCAGUUUAGUCUGGCACACCGCAUACAUGCCAUUCAGAUCUCGUCUCCGUAACAUCAUCCACACAAUAUUUGAAUUUGGAUACUUAACACUCUGUCUAAUGCUGUUUCCUUACGUUUAUCCUAACCUAACAAGUGACAGGUUUGAUAAAUACCCAAUCUUCGUAAUCACGAUCUACGGAAUAAUCUUCCUUGCUGGCCUGCUAACAGCUAUGCUAGGCAUGUACAAAGGUCUUGAGGACAAGGAGAAUGAUAUUCCAAUAAACGAAGAACCUGCUAUUGUAGUUACUCUUGGGCCAUCCCCUCAAGAUGUUCUCCAAGCCUUCAGAGAAGGCGAAGAUGUUGUAAAAACACCAUAUUAUGAAGAAGACAAUAUUGACGCAACUGAAGAAUCAGAAGAAGCCGAAGAGUCAGAAGAAGAAAAAGAAGAGAAGAAAGAAGAAAUAGAGAAGGAACAAUCUGAAGCAGAAGCUGAAGAAGAGUCUAGUAAGAGCUCUUCGUCUGAAGAAAGUGAGUCAGAAGAAAUUUCAGAAACAUCUUCAGAGGACAGUAAGGAGGAUGCAGAUAAGUAUGCAGAUACUAGAAAUAUUCCUCAUGCAGAUGUAAGAUUAGAUAAUAAUACCCUCCAAAAUGCUGUGAAACUUGCUGGGGCAAAACAAGUUUCUAAGUAAUAGUCUUUACUUAAA
This is a messenger RNA of Moneuplotes crassus, 4785 nucleotides long. NCBI's taxonomy places the organism in Eukaryota, Ciliophora, Spirotrichea, Euplotida, Euplotidae. The record is from the annotation of a GenBank genome assembly.